GGGAGGUGCGGACCCAGGUGCGGCUCGAAUGGGACGAGCCCCCAGCCCUGGGCAGAUGCGGAGCCCAACUUGACGCGGCCCUCCAGCUUCUCCGGACUGAAGAGGGGAUGGCUGCCGGCACAGUAGCUCCAAAGCAAGCCCGGCCCCCGUGGCCGCCUCUCCUGCUCUUGCUCCUCCUGCCCGCAGGGAGCAGUGGCGGCUGCCCUGCGGUGUGUGACUGCACCUCCCAGCCCCGGGCAGUGCUCUGCGCCCACCGGCGGCUGGAGGCUGUGCCCGGGGGCCUCCCGCUGGACACUGAGCUCCUGGACCUGAGUGGGAACCAUCUGUGGGGGCUGCAGCAGGGGAUGCUCUCUCGCCUGGGCCUGCUCCGGGAACUGGACCUCAGCUACAACCAGCUGUCCAGCCUGGAGCCCGGGGCCUUCCAUGGCCUGCAGAGCCUGCUCACCCUGAGGCUGCAGGGCAAUCGGUUGCGAAUCAUGGGGCCUGGGGUCUUCUCGGGCCUGUCCGCCCUCACCGUGCUGGACCUCCGCCUCAACCAGAUUGUCCUCUUCCUUGAUGGAGCUUUUGGGGAGCUGGGCAGCCUCCAGCAACUGGAGGUUGGGGACAACCACCUGGUGUUUGUGGCUCCGGGGGCCUUCGCCGGGCUGGCCAAGCUGAGCGCCCUCACCCUGGAGCGCUGCAACCUCAGCACGGUGCCUGGCCCGGCCCUGGCCCGGCUCCCUGAACUCGUGUCCCUCCGGCUUCGAGAACUGGAUAUCGGGAGGCUGCCGGCGGGGGCGCUCCAGGGGCUGGGGCAGCUCAAGGAGCUGGAGAUCCACCACUGGCCGGCUCUGGAGGCCCUGGAGCCGGGGAGCCUGGCUGGGCUCAAUCUGAGCAGCCUGGCCAUCACCCACUGCAAUCUGAGCUCCGUGCCCUUCCAGGCGCUGCGCCACCUGAGCUUCCUCAGGGUCCUGGAUCUCUCCCAGAACCCCAUCUCAGCCAUCCCCGCCCGAAGGCUCAGCCCGCUGGUGCGCCUCCAGGAGCUGCGGCUGUCGGGGGCCUGCCUCACCUCCAUUGCCGCCCAUGCCUUCCACGGCCUGACCGCCUUCCACCGCCUGGACGUGGCGGAUAAUGCCCUUCAGACACUCGAGGAAACGGCCUUCCCUUCUCCAGAUAAACUGGUCACCCUGAAGCUGUCUGGCAACCCCCUGACCUGUGACUGCCGCCUCCUCUGGCUGCUCCGGCUCCGCCGCCGCCUGGACUUCGGGGCGUCGCCGCCUGCCUGCGCUGGCCCUCAGCAUGUCCAGGGGAAGAGCCUGAGGGAGUUCUCAGACAUCCUCCCUCCAGGGCACUUCACUUGCCAACCAGCCCUGAUCCAAAAGUCUGGGCCUCGCUGGGUCAUCGCAGAGGAGGGGGGGCGCGCUGUCUUCUCCUGCUCUGGGGAUGGAGACCCAGCCCCCACCGUCUCCUGGAUGAGGCCUCCGGGGGCCUGGCUGGGGAGGGCUGGGAGAGUUCGGGUGCUCGAGGACGGGACCCUGGAGAUCCGCUCGGUGCAGCUACGGGAUAGAGGGGCCUAUGUCUGUGUGGUGAGCAACGUCGCUGGCAACGACUCCCUGAGGACCUGGCUGGAAGUCAUCCAAGUUGAGCCACCGAACGGCACUCUCUUUGACCCCAACAUCACGGUGCCAGGGGUCCCGGAGCCUUUCUUCCUGGACAGCAGAGGGGUAGCUAUGGUGCUGGCAGUGGGCUUCCUCCCCUUCCUCACCUCCGUGACCCUCUGCUUUGGCCUCAUUGCCCUCUGGAGCAAGGGCAAAGGUCGGGUCAAGCAUCACAUGACCUUUGACUUUGUGGCACCUCGGCCCUCUGGGGAUAAGAACUCUGGGGGAAACCGGGUCACUGCCAAGCUCUUCUGACCUUUCCUUCCACUCUGGGGACCCAGCCACGCCAGCUUCAGAUACCAAAGGGGGAGGACCCACGGCCGCUUAGGCCAGAACCCAGCCCCAAGCGGCACAGGUGUCCCAGGCCUCCUGCCUGCACCGUGCCCGCGGCUAUGGGACCCCCCAGUUAGUCUGCCUCGUGCUGCUGCAGUCUGAGGAUGGCACUGUCAUCUCUCCCCCGAGGGCCCCAGCGAGCUGGUAUGGAGACCCUGUAGUCAGCCCAGCCCUCGCCCCACAAUACACAAAGCAGGAACUAUAACCAGGGCUCCAGUCUGCUCGGCCGCCCAUCAGGCUUUCUUUACACAUACUUCCAAGCUUCAAUAAGCAAUAGCAAUUGCCAACCACACCUAAGCGAUUAUUUCAGAGGGAAGUGCCAUUUGCUUCUUGGAGUCUCUGCUCCUCAACCAGGUGGUCUCCCCCUCUUUCUCCUCCAUCCCCUCCCCGAGGCAGAAGGAAAGAGGGCCGAGGAGAAGAGGAGGUGAGUGGGGGAUGGGGGAGGACAGACUACACCCUGGCACUGUGUCCGCAUGAGCCUCCACAUCCGGCCUCUGUCUGUCGCAUCAUUAAACCUGCUGCCCAAAGGCCCCGACAGUAGCAGCCCAGACUAAACGUGAUUUCUGGAGUUUUCUUUACGUCAGACUUUUCCUGCCCUUAUUGCUGUCAAAUCUCCCCCUUCCUAUCCUUCCUGCCCAUUGAGCAUGUAUCCCAACGGCCUUGCCUAAAUGUAAUAAACAGGGGUUUAUGCAAAA
Messenger RNA from Myotis daubentonii (Daubenton's bat), 2665 nucleotides. It is a transcript of the gene LINGO4, whose product is annotated as leucine rich repeat and Ig domain containing 4. Lineage: Eukaryota; Metazoa; Chordata; Mammalia; Chiroptera; Vespertilionidae. The record is from RefSeq and is a predicted model, not a curated record. Gene Ontology annotation, molecular function: protein binding. Gene Ontology annotation, cellular component: plasma membrane.